This is a messenger RNA of Eruca vesicaria subsp. sativa (arugula), 1152 nucleotides long. NCBI's taxonomy places the organism in Eukaryota, Viridiplantae, Streptophyta, Magnoliopsida, Brassicales, Brassicaceae. The record is from the annotation of a GenBank genome assembly.
AUGGAUUCAAAUCAACUUAUUGCCUUUUUGGUUAUCCUCGUUACACUGUUACUGCAAGGUAAUAACAAUACCGUCGUCGAAGCACAACUCAGAACCGAUUUCUACUUAUCAUCUUGUCCUCUUCUUCUCCCCACCGUCCGAACAGCAGUUAGAAAUAACGUUCUUCGCGAGCCUAGAAUGGGUGCAUCUCUCCUUCGUCUGUUCUACCUCGACUGCUUCGUCAACGGAUGCGAUGGUUCAAUUCUACUAAAAGACACAUCAACCUUCACGGGAGAACAAAACGCGGUCUCAAACCACAAUUCUGCUCGAGGGUUUAAUGUCAUCGACGACAUCAAAUCAUUGGUUGAGAGAGUAUGUCCUGGGGUCGUGUCUUGUGCUGAUAUUUUAACCAUCGCAGCUAGAGACUCUGUCUCAAUGCUUGGAGGUCCGUUUUGGGAAGUUCUUCUAGGAAGAAGAGAUGCAAUAACGGCGAGUCAAGCGGCGGCGAAUAGUAGCAUUCCACUGCCGACUUCAAGUCUGAGCGAGCUUAUCAGUAGUUUCAGCCAACAUGGACUCACCCUUAGAGAUUUGGUUGCACUCUCCGGCGCGCACACGAUCGGACAAGCCCAAUGCAGAAACUUCCGAACAAGGAUCUACAACGGAGGAAACAUUAACCCCACUUUCGCCACCUUACGCCAGCAAACUUGCCCGAUAAUCUCAGGCUCCGGCGAUGAAAAUCUAGCUCCACUUGACUUUCUUACUCCUUUUGUUUUUGACAACAGUUACUUUGUGAACCUCAUGAGCCAGAGAGGUCUUCUCCAUUCCGACCAAGAGCUCUUCAACGGUGGCUCCACCGAUGCCAUCGUCCGUGAGUACAGCCUAAAUCUAUUGAAUUUUCGCCGUGAUUUCAGGUCGGCGAUGGUCAAGAUGAGUAUGCUGAGCCCAUUGACUGGUAGUGAUGGUGAAGUCCGGCAGCAUUGCGGGAGGAUCAACUGAUACAAAUGAUCUACUCCAGAUGUUAUUUACUCCCUCCAAAUAAAGAUACAUUUCCAUAAUCCCUCUUAAUGUUUUCCCUCUUUUUUUAUUUACCUUCUUUGUGUUCGGUGUGUAUGUUAAUUUUCUUUAAUAAAAAGCUAAUGACGAGUUAUGAUUUUCCUUUAUGAAGUGUUUCUA